Messenger RNA from Papaver somniferum (opium poppy), 1284 nucleotides. Its product is annotated as putative F-box/LRR-repeat protein 23. The transcript is spliced from 3 exons. NCBI's taxonomy places the organism in Eukaryota, Viridiplantae, Streptophyta, Magnoliopsida, Ranunculales, Papaveraceae. The record is from RefSeq and is a predicted model, not a curated record. The coding region runs from base 180 to 911 and encodes 243 amino acids. Gene Ontology annotation, molecular function: protein binding.
AAUUGUCAAGCGAACUACUUUACGCAUUUUAUCUGCCUUCUUCUUCUUUUUCAGAAAAGGAAUUUGAUUAGAAGAGAUGAGGUAGAUCGUAUUCAAGAUCUGAAAGUAUUUUCACUGGAAACACUGAAGCGGGAAAAAGUUUAAUCAGAGUAGUAGUACGUGAAAAUCUGGAGAAGCACAUGGCAGAUCAAUCUAUGGUUUCAUCAAUAAAACCUGCUGGUCCAUCAGAAAAAGUGAGAAAUUGGCUUGAUUUGCCUGUUGGUGUUAUGCAUCGAAUAUUUCUCAAGGUAGGGGCAAUUGAUAUCAUAUUUAGUGCUCAAGCAGUCUGUACCGAGUGGCGAAACAUUUCCAAAGAGCCUUUGCUAUUUCACUAUAUAGAUAUGCGGCUGUCUACGACGACCUUGUUCAAGAAAUAUGCUUUUUCUAGAAGGAACAAAAUAUGCAAACCUGAUCUUGUAGAAACUGCAAAAAUAGCCGUGGAUAGGAGCUGUGGCCAGAUGGUUGAAUUCACCAUGGGUGAUUUUGGUACUGAUGAGCUUUUAGCCUAUAUUGCCGAUAGGUCUGAUUCCUUGAAGCUUCUUCGGCUUGUAUCUUGCAAUAAAGUUAGCGCCAGAGGACUAACUAACAUUUCCAAUAAAGUCCCCAUGCUGGAGAAACUUGAAAUAGUCCACUGUUAUUUCUUAGCUCAAACACUUGAAGCUAUUGUGGAAUCUUUCCCUCGUAUGAAAUCGUUCAUGCUGGUUAGUCAUUUUGACGACAUCAUAGAUGAUGAUUUUGAUGCAGAAGUCAUUUCAAAGAAUAUGCCUGAACUACGUCACCUCUGUCUUCGUGGAAAUCAAUUGACUAGUUUGGGCUUGUAUUCCAUUAUCCUCAGCUGUCCACACCUUAAAUCUCUCAACCUUAGGGAUUGAUACAAUUGUAAACUUGAUGGAGAGCUAUUUCAAACAUGUAAAUCUAGGCGCAUGAAAAUUGUGUUUCCGGAUGGCUCAAUCUAUGGUCUAGAUGGACCAUGAUAGAGACGCAAAAGCCAUUGUGUAGUUGAAAUUGAUCCUUUUUACUUGAACCUGCAGCAAUGAUGUGGUAACUGUUAAGGAGUGAUUUUGGAUUAUAACUUAGAAUUUGAGUGUUUCGCAGAUAUGUUCUUAGUAGUUCGGAUUACAAGAUUUGUCAGUUUGGACCUCUUGGCAUUGGUUAUAACUAAAUCUAUAGAUCAUGGGAAUGAUCACAUGGGUUGUUGUAAACCUUAAUAUUUAUGUGGUUUAAACUCAUAUGAAAUUCUCAAAA